AUGUGGGGCACGCACUGGGACACACAUUUUGAACGGCUGACUUCGGGCUUUGAGCUGUUUCUCAGCUGGGUUUGGGAGUCGAGAUCAUGGUCCCAUGCCCUCGGGCCUAGGUACCACUUCAACCACUGUGACAACAUCAUCAACCACCAGCACAUCCAGCACAAGCACCACCUUCACGAGCACAUCGAGCACUGCCACGACGGCAACGACGACAAGCUCAACAGCAGCCCAGCUGCACGGGCAACGCCCACCUUGCCAAGAGUGGAUUUCGUGGUUCCAUGGACGAACUUGCAGGCCGUCUCUACACAAGUGGGUGGCGAGCUUGGGGACUACUCGGCAACGGUGUCCGGAAUCGAAGGUUGCAACCCGCCAGAGAGCUGCGGCUGGAGGCUGGCUCUUGUCGAAUCGAAGCCUCCAUCCCGGAUUGUCGCAAUCCUCUCGACCGCGUUGGAGACGAACCCGAACAGCCCGGGUGAGCUGACUUUGCGGUCCUCCGAGUUCCGCGGUGGCGACAUGGUCAAAGGCACGACGUAUGAGAUUGCCCUGCUUCAGCUUGGCACGCCGGCGGAAAUGGAUGCAUUCCAGCUGCAACCCGCAGCCGACCUGGCGCAGGCUGAGCUUGAAGGCGUGAAGAUGGCGUACUCAAACGAGUUCGUCGCAGAUGCUCCCCCUCUUUCGGGGACGGUGACUUCAAGCCCCCUUUUUGGGACGGCCGUCACGACGUCCUUCUCUGCCUCGACAGCUGGCUGGGUGGACGAGGACCUCGGACGCCUGACUUAUGCCUUCUACACCUUUCCGCUGGCACAGAACCUGUCCAAGACGCCGGAUGGAGGUCUCCAGGUGGACGGAGUCUUCGAGCCCCCUGUCGUGGACUGGCGGGACAGCACGAGCCCUGUCCACUGGUCCAAGCUUGGCGGAACCUUUCAGAUCAACGUCUCCGAGCCCAAUGCAAGCUGGCAGGUCUCGAUGGCCGCUGGCAACUACUUCACGGCCGUGGUGGUCCGGGAUCCACUAGGAGCCCUCUCUGCAGCUUUCUCUCCGGGACCGCUGGUGGAAGUCCCACAAGGCGGGCUGACGGCGGAGGCUCAGGCGGCCGCCAUUGACGAUGCCGUGGCCAGCGGAGACGCGGGCGUGAUCAUGGGCAUGCUGGAUGCGCUGGGGUCGGUGCCUAUCGCUGCGAACUCCACGGAGGAGCUGGCGGCGGCCAAGAAGGAGGCGCAGACCCAGAAGCUGGAGGCGCUGAAGUUGGCCUCCACUGUCGUGAACACAGAUGCUGGGAGCUUGCAGAGAUUCGGUGGGGUGCUCAACGAGGUCCUGUCCUCCGGAAGCGAGUCCGGGACGGCGGAUGUGGAGGCGGCGGCCCAGGCCUCCCAGGCUCUGACGAGCGUCCUGGAUGCGGCCAUCAGUGCCGAAGGAGUGGACGCUGCUGCAGGCAGUGCACUGCUUGGCAGCAUCGCGGCGGUUGGCAGCAGUUACUCUGCGGCCUCGUCAGAACUGGAUGAGACUUCAUCCACCGUGCGUGCGGCGGAGCUGGCUGUGAUGACGUCGAAGCUGGGAAAUGCGGCCCUUGCCACGACUCCCGUGGGUGGCUCCACCACGCUGAGCUCUGUGGAUGAAAGCGGCAAGGGCCUGGAAGUCAAAGUGCAGAAGGAGAGCGUCGCCACCGCACAGGAAAACGGCGUCGGCGGCGACGGGCUGCAGAUCCCUCCUGCUGCUGUUGGAAGCUUUGCUGGCCGACGUCUUCAAAGUAGCAAUGAUAGCACCUGUCAAACGCUGGCUGUCCAGCAGACAGACUGGGUCCUGAGCAAUCCAUACAGCUACCUGAAUACCAGCUUGGGCAUCAACAAGUACGUCCUCGCCAAUGCAACCGUGAAAGUUCUCGAGGUCAAAGCGUGUGACAAUAUCGUCGUGCAGCAGGAUCUAGACCCGCCAGUGGAACUGACACUUGCACUGCCCCCUUUGCCUUUGAUCCCGGCACCCACGGGCUUCGCUUAUGAGCCCAUCUGUGCUCGGCUGGGCACUUCGGAGCAGGACCCGGACUGGUCGAUGGACGUUACAUCCUGGGUCAUACCAACCAGCUACGGAGCUACAUCCAUCAAGUGCGAGGCCACCACAGCAGGCGGCGCAUACGUGGGUGUCUACGUGCCAGUUCCGCUGGCGCCCACGACGACCAGCUCGACUCGCACGGUAUCCAUGACAUCAUCCACAACCUUCACCAGCACGACUACCACAGUCGUGCCCUCUGAUGUUGGGAUGAUGAUCGGAACAACUGUUGCUUCCAUUGCCUUCGUCGUCGUCCUCGGCCUGUGUGUCUGGCAGGUGCGUGCCGGCAACGUGAAAGUGGCGGUUCCAACAGUUGACGCGAAGGCGACCUGCAAGCGUAUGGCGGACUCGAUGAAGAGCACAGCUCGGGUGGCCAUGGAGCCCUUCGAGAGGAAGGGAGAGCCCAAAGUGGCGUGGGAAUCGCAGCCUGAGGAGGUUCCGGGUCCCUCCACGGAGACAGAGGUGAAGCAGGCCAAGGAGGAUGCCGAGGAGCAUUUCUGGGAUUGGGCCAAGGAUGUGGCGCAGUCCGCGCAGUCCGCGCAGUCCGCGCAGGCCGCGCAGUCCUCUUCAGAUCUCCCAAGAGGCAACUCCUUUGGGCUGGGGCAGGCCAUGGGGAGCAGCGGACCCGCCAUCCCGCGCCCACUCUACCCCACCAAGAAGGCCGAAGAGAAGGAGGAGUAUUUCCAGAGCUUUGCCCAGGAGCUGCGGGACAUCGUUGGGUCUGCAGUGCCCCAUAUGAUCGAGGACUCUCCCACCAGCAUGAACAGCAUCCCAAAGACGCCACCUCCCCCUCCCCCUCCCAAACGCAGCAUGGAUGCGGCUGCCCCACCGCGGCCGCCCCCGAAUCCACCCCCAUGGUCACGUGACCGCGACAAGAAGCCUCCCCUUGCGGUGUCACUUCUUCCGCCCCCGGCGAUUGAGAAUGCUGAGCAAAUCGAGGUGCGUGUCGACCAAGCUUUCUCGGACUGGGCCAGCGACUUCGCGCUGUGCCUUCCACCCAGCCCGACCCAGGCCAAGGCGGCGCCACCCCCACCACCACCGCCUCGGCGGGCCUUGCCAAGCAACCAAAGCAACGGCCUCCCCCUCCCACCCCCAAGGCCCAGAGAGAGGACCAGCGAUCCUCACGACUUAAACCAGGUCUCGCGCCUCCGCAGCGCAGGGAUGGCUUCAGAUGCGGUGGCGCUACAGGCGCCAGCACUUCCGAAGCCCCCGCAGCCACCAGCUGCACCAGCUUUGCCGGCUGCAGACCGACCACAGACGCCCCUGGUGCCUCCGUCCGUGGAUGCCAUGAGACCAGGGUCGCAGCUUGCCAUGCCAGUUCCGAAGCAACUCCCGCUUCAGCUUCCUGCCCGCCCACCAGGCGCAGUUGAUGAUGACGUUAAUGCCGAACAGAGAGGCUCCUCGCAAGGUGAGGAGAGCUCUCCAACGCCCCGCUGA
Molecule: messenger RNA, 3480 nt
Organism: Symbiodinium natans
Lineage: Eukaryota; Dinophyceae; Suessiales; Symbiodiniaceae
Source: the annotation of a GenBank genome assembly